GCUUUCCCAUACACCCCAUCGCCGCGAUUUCUUUCACCGCCUCCUCCGCUGCUGUGCUUCCGAUUCCUCUUCUUCUUCGCCAUGGAUUUCGAAUUGAACUACGAAAUUUCUCGCACCGUCGAUUACCUUCGCGCCGGAAACUUCACCAGAGUCGCGUUGCAGUUUCCUGACGAGCUGCUGAAGGACUCGCCGCGGGUGGCUAAGGCCCUGAGGAGCGAGCUCGGGGCGGGGGUCCGGCUGUUCGUCAUGGCGGACGCGGCGUAUGGAAGCUGCUGCGUGGAUGAGAUUGGGGCCUCGCAUGUGGAUGCCGAGUGUGUGGUGCACUAUGGGCACGCUUGCAUGAGCCCAACGUCGACUUUGCCUGCUAUGUUUGUGUUCGGGAAGGCCUCUAUCGACAUAAAAGAUUGCGCUGAUCUAAUAGGUCACUGCUUAUCAUCUACCAACAAACCUAUUCUGGUCUUGUAUGGACUGGAGUAUUCACAUGCAUUGAUGCAUCUCAAAGCAGUGGUAGCUGAAUCGUUGGUAUUGAGUCACUCCAACUGGGGCCCUAUGGUGAAAUAUUCAGAUGUCAUUGGUUCAGUGAUAAACCCAUCACAGGACUGUACAACAGAGAAAGAUCAAAUUAGGUCACUAAAUGGUUCCAUUACUAAUGCUGGAUUCACUAGUGGCAGAGAUGAGAAAAAGAUCCUUAAGUUUGGUAAUGGCCGAAGAAUGGAAAAUGGUACCUGCUUCGAACUUGGAGGACUGACAUGGAGUAUCCCAUCAGAUCACAAGAUAGAGGACUACUUAUUAUUCUGGAUUGGACCCGAGAAUUCUGCAUUUACCAAUGUUGUGCUUACAUUCAAUAACUGUGAAAUAAUCAGGUAUGAUGCUGAUGAAAGACGCUUGCUGGAGGACACCUCUUGUCAGAGAAGAAUUCUCAAGCGUAGAUAUUACCUUGUGGAGAAAGCAAAGGAUGCAAACAUUGUUGGCAUAUUGGUUGGCACUUUAGGUUGUGCUGGUUAUCUUAGUAUCAUCCAACAAAUGAAAGAACUGAUUAAGGGGGCCGGAAAGAAGUCCUAUACACUAGUAAUGGGAAGACCAAACUCUGCCAAACUCGCAAACUUUCCCGAGUGUGAUGUUUUUGUCUAUGUCUCUUGUGCCCAAACCGCAUUGCUGGACAGCAAAGAAUUUUUAGCUCCAAUCAUCACUCCUUUUGAAGCUGCAUUAGCUUUUGGCAGGGGAAGACAGUGGACAGGAGAAUAUGUUUUAAAUUUCCACGAUCUGAUGGUUUCUAGUGGACCAGAAGCUGUCAGUGGCACCAAAGAAGCUCGGUUUUCCUUUAUCAAAGGUGGUUAUAUGGAAGAUAUUCAGCCUGAAGAAAAUGGUGAACAUGAGGAAAGGUCCCUUGCAUUGGCAGAGACCACUGAGAAGGCACUAAAUUUGCAAAGCCAGCAUCCUAAUACUAUUAUGUUCAAAGGAGCUGCUAGAUCUGGGUCGGAAUUUUUUGCAGCUCGUUCCUACCAGGGUCUCAACAGGCAAUAUGAAAACCUGGCUCCUCAAUCCUAUGUGAUAGGCAGGUCCGGCAGAGCAUCAGGUUAUGCAGAUGAGAAAAUGCAAGAAAAAUAAUCACCUGGUGCUGCUGUAUGACAUGCUUAAUAUGGUAGCAGUUGGUCUAUUGUGCAUAUUCUGCGCGAGUAAAGCAUUCACAUGGUGCUAUUUUAUGAUAUGCUGUUUAUGGGAUACUGAUCAUGGAUAUAUGCCAAGGGAUGACACAUCAAAAGACUAUGGAUAUACUGAUUAGGCACGACAACUUCAAAAAUGGGUGAGAUUUGCCAGCCAGAUUGGACAUCGAGUUGAGUUGUCUCCACUGAAUAAUUAGUUUUGUUAGUGAUGUUUUGUUUACAAUUUUGUAGAUGUGGCCAUAUUUAAAUAUGUUAAUCUCAUGGUCAGGGUGUUGUUCUUAAUCCAUUUGUUGGCUGCCCUUGGCCUGCUUUCUUUUGAUUUGGGUGCUGCGGAAUCUUGUUAUUUUGUUUCGACCAGUGAACAUGUUUUCAUUUCUUCCUAGAAGUUGUAAAUUUGUGUGUGUAGACGAAAUGCAGUUUUAACAAAUGGUUUUGGUCCUUUCA
This is a messenger RNA of Musa acuminata subsp. malaccensis (wild Malaysian banana), 2108 nucleotides long. RefSeq lists its product as uncharacterized. Gene Ontology annotation, molecular function: 2-(3-amino-3-carboxypropyl)histidine synthase activity. NCBI's taxonomy places the organism in Eukaryota, Viridiplantae, Streptophyta, Magnoliopsida, Zingiberales, Musaceae. The record is from RefSeq and is a predicted model, not a curated record. Gene Ontology annotation, biological process: protein histidyl modification to diphthamide.